AUGGCAUCAUUAUACAACAUCAGCGCACCAGUAAAGACGCAGAUCAAUAAGUUCCGUCUCGAAACAGGAAGAUCCGAAAGCGUCAAGACACUUGUUCUCAAGAUUGAACCUAAACCCUCGUAUGCGAUCACUAUUGACGAUGACGAGGGAUAUGAGGAUAUUGAUUCCUUAGAGUCCCUUGGUCCAGAGCUUCCCGAUACCACUCCUCGCUACGUACUACUAUGCUAUCCCAUGACGACAUCUGACGGACGGAAGCAAACCCCCCUGGUUCUUUUGUACUGGAAGCCCGCGACUGUGGUUUCACAAGAAUGGAAGAUGCUUUAUGCGGGAGCGUUGGAGCUAAUAAGAAACAAUUGCGGGGUGAGCAAGGUUAUAGAGAUUUCCACCGGUCUGGAGGAGGAAGAUGAGAUCAAUGAGUUGAUAGAACAGAUAAAAUCGUAA
Messenger RNA from Lachancea lanzarotensis, 441 nucleotides. RefSeq names its product LALA0S07e01860g1_1 (gene AIM7). Gene Ontology annotation, cellular component: actin cortical patch. Gene Ontology annotation, molecular function: Arp2/3 complex binding; actin binding. The coding region runs from base 1 to 441 and encodes 146 amino acids. Gene Ontology annotation, biological process: negative regulation of Arp2/3 complex-mediated actin nucleation; actin filament debranching. The transcript has a single exon. The record is from RefSeq and is a predicted model, not a curated record. NCBI's taxonomy places the organism in Eukaryota, Fungi, Ascomycota, Saccharomycetes, Saccharomycetales, Saccharomycetaceae.